Molecule: messenger RNA, 2478 nt
Organism: Nothoprocta perdicaria
Lineage: Eukaryota; Metazoa; Chordata; Aves; Tinamiformes; Tinamidae
Gene: ANGPTL3
Product: angiopoietin like 3
Exons: 7
Coding region: 50-1447 (465 amino acids)
Biological process (GO): triglyceride homeostasis; phospholipid homeostasis; phospholipid catabolic process
Source: RefSeq, a predicted model, not a curated record
GUCAGUAGGAAAAGCCUCUCCAUUCUGAACAGCCAAAGAGAGUGUAAGAAUGGAAAACAUGAAAACUUGUCUAAUCUUUCUAUUCAUUGCACUGCUUGCCAUUUCAGCUAGAGCCGAGAAGGACUUCUCCUUUGAUUCUGCUGCACCUCCUGAAACCAAAUCAAGAUUUGCCAUGUUAGAUGAUGUACGAAUCUUGGCCAACGGACUGCUCCAGCUUGGACACGGUCUUAAAGACUUUGUUCAUAAGACAAAGGGGCAAAUGAAUGAUAUCUUCCAAAAACUGAACAUUUUUGAUAAGUCUUUUUAUGAGCUCUCACUGCAAACCAGUGAAAUCAAGGAAGAAGAAGAACAGCUGAGACAAACUACUGCCAGAUUGCAAAUCAACAAUGAAGAGAUAAAGAAUCUCUCUCAGGAGAUGAAUUCAAAGAUUGAAUACCUCAUACAAAACAAAAUCCAAUUGCAAGAAAAAGURUGGGGCUUAGAAGAUAAAGUCACUAAAUUGGCCACUAUUCAGCCUACAACGCAAGAGACAAAUGAAAUUUCUUCACUCAAAGCUUUUGUACAGCAGCAGGACAACCACAUUAAGCAACUCCUUAAAAUUGUAGAGGAUCAGCACGUACAGCUCGACAGACAGCACAACCAGAUCAUGGAGCUGGAGGACAAGUUAAACCACAUAGAGCUCCAGGAAAUCACUGAUAACUCCUUUCUUGUGGAUGAAGUGGAACCAGAGGUCAUUCCCUCCCUUGUACACAAUUCAACUGCUCUAACAUACAAAUUGGAUGGUGCUGCUCCUGACUGCACUGCUCUCUAUUAUAGUGGCAUCCGGUUCAAUGGUAUCUACACUAUUAAGCCCAACGGCUCAGAAGCUUUCGAUGUCUACUGUGAGAUGAAAUUCGGCACUUCUUGGACUGUAAUUCAGAACAGAAUAGAUGGAUCACUAGAUUUCAACCAAACCUGGGACACCUAUGAACAUGGUUUUGGAGACCUUAAGGGAGAAUUCUGGCUGGGCCUGAAUAAGACCUACUCCAUCACCACACAAGGCGACUACAUUUUACGGAUCGAGCUGCAGGACUGGAAAGACAACAAACGCUACAUUGAAUAUGCAUUCAGCUUGGGAGGCCCCGACACAAACUACACCCUGCAGCUCUCCCGGGUCUCCGGGAACAUCCCCAACGCGCUGCCUGAGCGGACGGAGCUGAAGUUCUCAACCACAGACCGGGACAUGGACGUAGCCACCAACUUCAACUGCCCGGAAAACUACCUAGGUGGCUGGUGGCRUAGUGAGUGCGAGGAAACCAAUCUCAAUGGGAAAUACGUCACACCAAGAUCAAGAGGAAGGCUGGACAGGAAAAAAGGCUUAUACUGGAAGCCUAAGAAAGGACGAUACUAUCUACUCAAGUCAACCAAAAUAAUGAUCCACCCAACAGAUUUAAAAGGUUUUGAUUGAAUGCUCAACUUCGUGCAUUUUAAUUCAGACUGAACAUUAAGUAUAACACGAACCUUAUGAUGUAAUAACAGCUGCGGGUCUAAAUCCAUACACUGUAUGUAUGGUGUAUUCUCCAAUGACAAACUCAGAGGCAUUUGCGAUGUCCUUGCAGUAGCUUUGRUGAGUAUUUUCACUAUCCCUACCCAAAUAUCAAUGUGCUGUAAGUUCAACUUGCCUGCGAUCAAACUCCAAUGCCUAGAGAUCAUAUACCUUUUCUUAUAUUAGGUAAUAUUGCUUGAUGAAAAGGAUUUUCAAGGUUGUGUAGGAGGGAACCAACAAAAUGUUUCAGUAAACAAAAUGGACUGUCAAAACCCUACAGAAAACAUCGGUAGGAAGAAAGAAUUUUGCUUUGUAAAGUAACUUAGUUUAUGUUUGGUUCACGGUACUGUUAUAGGAUGCUUCUGAGCAGAUGAAUAAGGGGUAAUUCUCCAUUUCAUGGUUCCAUGUAUAUCCAAACAAACUUCCAGCUGUGUAGGUCAGGUCAGUGUUCGCUGAAGCACUGUAGUUGUGCAGCUCCACAUGUGCUCACCCACAUAACACCAAAGCCAGAGCACACAGCUGAUCUUUUUAGAUAUCAUGCUUUGAAGAAUAACCUUAAGAACUAAUCUUCAAAGCAUACUGAAAUAAAGGAGAGCUUUUAUAUUCAUUUUCUUGGGACACUGAGCCAUCCCUUUGCUACCAMUUAGUAUACCUCACUAAGGAAUUAAAUGAAAGGACCAAGUAAGGACAUAACAAAAUACAUUUCAAACAGAGAACUGUUGAUAACCUGCACUUUUGAGACAACUCCGAAGCAAGGAGUGGUUCUGUCUAAUCUAUCCUGCAUGAAAAGACUGUAUGACAGUGUUAGUCUGCUCCUAAGAACAUUUACACAUUUGUUUCACUUUAUUCAGCUACAGAAUCCUAAGAGCUGACAUAUUUGUGGAUGGCCCACUGUGGAGGUUUUCCUGACAGAGACCUCAAUUCUGCAGUUAUAUUGAGUCAUAUUGACUUAU